CUUAUCACUUUUAGAAAUUCAUUACAUACAGAUUAUAAGAGAGGUGGUAAGAAGAGAAGAUUUUAUUAUUAUUAUUACUGUAAAUAAAAAAUUGUUUUAAUUACAACAUAAGAUGCCAUAUGCUAAUCAACCGUCGGUUCAUAUCUCGGAUUUAACUGAAGAAAAUGUUAAAUUUCAAGUGGAAGAUACGGAAUUGAGUGUUGCAAAUAGCAUGAGACGUGUCUUCAUUGCUGAAACUCCGACUAUGGCCAUAGAUUGGAUACAAUUAGAAGCCAAUUCUACUGUUUUGAGCGAUGAAUUCUUAGCACAUCGGAUUGGGAUGAUACCUUUGAUUAGUGAUGAUGUGGUCGACAGGAUACAAUUCACAAGAGAUUGUCAGUGUAUGGAUUUCUGUCCAGAAUGUAGCGUUGAAUUCACACUAGAUGUUAAGUGUAUUGAAGACCAAACCAGACAUGUAACUACUGCAGAUUUCAAGUCCAGUGAUCCUAGAGUGUUACCUGUCACAUCCAGACACAGGGAAGAUGAUGCAAGCGAAUAUGGAGAGACUGAUGAAAUAUUAAUAGUAAAAUUAAGAAAGGGACAAGAGUUGAAACUUAGAGCAUAUGCAAAGAAAGGUUUUGGAAAGGAACAUGCCAAAUGGAAUCCAACUGCUGGUGUAAGUUUUGAGUACGAUCCGGAUAAUGCUAUGAGGCAUACUUUGUAUCCUAAACCAGACGAGUGGCCUAAGUCAGAAUACACUGAAUUAGAAGAGGACCAAUAUGAAGCGCCAUUUAACUGGGAAGCCAAACCAAACAAAUAUUACUUCAAUGUAGAAAGCAGUGGUGCAUUAAAACCUGAGAAUAUCGUUAUGAUGGGAAUUGCGGCGUUAAAAAACAAAUUAUCCAAUCUGCAGACACAAUUAAGUCACGAAGUACAAAGCGAUGCAUUAAGCAUUCAUCAUUAAAUAAAUUUUAAUCUUA
Molecule: messenger RNA, 959 nt
Organism: Camponotus floridanus (Florida carpenter ant)
Lineage: Eukaryota; Metazoa; Arthropoda; Insecta; Hymenoptera; Formicidae
Gene: RpII33
Product: DNA-directed RNA polymerase II subunit RPB3
Exons: 5
Coding region: 113-943 (276 amino acids)
Biological process (GO): DNA-templated transcription
Cellular component (GO): RNA polymerase II, core complex
Molecular function (GO): protein dimerization activity; DNA-directed RNA polymerase activity
Source: RefSeq, a predicted model, not a curated record